Leishmania braziliensis MHOM/BR/75/M2904 is the source of this 483-nucleotide messenger RNA. RefSeq names its product putative pre-mRNA branch site protein p14. The transcript has a single exon. Gene Ontology annotation, molecular function: RNA binding. The coding region runs from base 1 to 483 and encodes 160 amino acids. The record is from RefSeq and is a predicted model, not a curated record. NCBI's taxonomy places the organism in Eukaryota, Euglenozoa, Kinetoplastea, Trypanosomatida, Trypanosomatidae.
AUGCUUGUCCUUGGGUAUUACUACUCUGCCAGGCCAACUACCUUCACCCUUCCUGUUUCCUUGUCUCCUUCCUCCGUUAUGUGCUCUCACGUUAGCCCAAACAACGCGAACGUCCAUGCUGCAGCCAUGCCGGAUGAGCGCAUCCUGCUUGUGACUGGCAUUCCCUCAAAGCAGUGCACCAGUGAGUACCUUUACUCCCUCUUUGGGGCCUACGGGGGCAUUCAGCAAAUCCGCAUUGGGUCAUCCUUCAUAACAAAGGGGUGCGCUAUUGUUGUGUACGAGCAGUGUGAGGCCGCGAAUAAUGCAGUGGGCGCGCUCAACGAGUACGCUCUGAGCAAGGACCGCAUCCUGAGAGUUUCUGUAUACGAAGAAGAGCGAGAUAAAAAGGCCCUCGAGCGACGGAAGCGGAAGCGAGAGAUGCAGGCGGAGUACAAGAGGCACAUUACCAACGUCGCACAAGCCGCCGAUGAGCCGGAUAGAUGA